This is a messenger RNA of Apis florea (little honeybee), 649 nucleotides long. It is a transcript of the gene Jhbp2, whose product is annotated as Juvenile hormone binding protein 2. Gene Ontology annotation, biological process: multicellular organismal reproductive process. Lineage: Eukaryota; Metazoa; Arthropoda; Insecta; Hymenoptera; Apidae. The record is from RefSeq and is a predicted model, not a curated record.
AAGGCAUAGCGGGGGCAAUGUCAAGGUGGUUAUAAGGCUUGGUGCAUCCCUGACGGCCGGUCAUUCCACGCGGAGAAAUUCGAUCGAAGAAGAUCUGACCAGGAGGCGAACGAGCAAGAGUAUCAUGAAGAGCAUCUCGUUUGUUUUCGCGUGUUCGUUGGUGAUCGUUGGCGUGCAAGCGAUCGGAAAGUACAGGGGACUAGAGUUUUUGGAACCUUGCUCGAGAAGCGAUUACAAUAUCGAGAGCUGCCUUGCAAGAUCGGCCAAUGCACUCACCGACCGCUUCCGCCACGGUUUACCGCAAUUGGGAUACACAGAGGUGGAGCCCAUCAUCCUUGACGAGCUCCAUAUUGCUCUUGGCGAGGGACCAGAUGGGUAUAGAGCUCAGUUCAAGAAUAUCACUGCACGAGGUGUUUCCACGUUACGAGUGACAGGUUUGAGGGCCAGAUUGUCAGACGACGAGGUUCAAUUGCAAUUAGCCCUCAGCAUCCCGAAAAUCAGAGCUGCUGCUAAGUACAGGUCGAGUGGCACCUUGCUUUUGGUCAAGGCAAGCGGAGCUGGAGAUUAUUGGGGCGAAUACGAAGGUGGAAAAUGUGGUGUUUGUGCGAGUGAAUUGAAUUUUCUUGAUGUUUGAUGUAUUUAAAGAGGG